Rangifer tarandus platyrhynchus (Svalbard reindeer) is the source of this 2130-nucleotide messenger RNA. Lineage: Eukaryota; Metazoa; Chordata; Mammalia; Artiodactyla; Cervidae. The record is from the annotation of a GenBank genome assembly.
AUGAAGCCAGGGGUCAUCAGCCAUUCUCCAGACAUGGUCUCAGGACACGCCCUCCCGGAAGGUCAGGCCCCUCCCUUUGCCUCCGUCCUGGGCUGGAGAAGAAGCCUGUUGUUUCAGGAGCCAGUGACCUUUGAGGACGUCGCUGUGUACUUCACCCAGAACCAAUGGGCCAGCUUGGACUCUGCGCAGAGGGCCCUGUACAGGGAGGUGAUGCUGGAGAAUUACGCAAACAUAACCUCCUUGGCAUUUCCACUCCCCAAACCAGAUCUGAUCUUCUGGCUGGAGCGAGGGGAAGAACCAGGGUGCCUGGAUCCCUGGACACUGGUCGGGGGAGAGGACCUGAGAGGCAUCUGCAGAGGUGGUAAAGUCAAGACUGAGAACAGAGGGCAGACUACAGAGCUGAGCAUUUCGAAGGGACCAGAGUCUCACAAGUUGAUAAUGGAGGUGCCGCUGGUGGAUGUUCCCAGGCACCCUCACUUUGAGAACAGCUUAGAGAAGCUGCAGCUGUAUCACCCAGGGAAGAAAAAAUACUCAAAGAACGGCAGUUUCACAGAUUUGCCAGUCCAGGAUUAUCCAUCCUCCACUGCUGAAAGAGAAGAGACAGCCAGACAAUUGCAAGGAAGCUGUGGUGUCUGCAUGCAUCUCACUGCUAAGCAGGGCCUCCCUAGAGAACAGGUAUUUUAUAAUUGUGGUGAGUGCGGCAGAUAUUUCAACCAACAUUCAGACCUUCACCAGCAUCAGAGAAUUCACAUGGACGAAAAGCCCUACAAAUGCAAAGAAUGUGGCAAAGCCUUUAGAUGUAACUCAAAACUGUCACGGCACCAGAAGAUCCAUACUGGGGAGAAACCGUACCCUUGCCAGGAAUGUGGAAAAGCCUUCAGUCAAAACUCGCACCUCCUUCAGCAUCAGAAACUCCACAGGGGAGAGAAGCCCUACAAAUGUAAGGACUGUGGGAAAACCUUCGACUACAACUCGAAACUUAUCCGGCAUCAGCGAAUCCACACUGGGGAGAAACCCUUUAAGUGUAAGGAAUGUGGGAAGGCCUUCCGAUCAAAUUCAGUUCUGAUUCAGCAUCAGAGGAUCCACACCGGGGAGAAACCUUACAAAUGUCAAGAGUGCAGCAAGGCUUUCCGCCGGAGUUCUCUGUUUCUCCAGCACCAGAGGUUCCACACUGGGGAAAAGCUCUAUAAAUGUAACGAAUGUUGGAAAACUUUCAUUUGUAGCUCACGCUUUAUAGUACAUCAGAGAAUCCACACGGGGGAGAAACCUUAUGAAUGCCAGGAGUGUGGGAAGGCGUUCAACCAGAAAUUUACCCUGGUUCAGCACCAGCGAGUUCACACUGAGGAGAAACCUUAUGAGUGCAAGGAGUGUGGCAAAGCUUUCAAGUCCAGCUACGACUGUAUCGUACACGAGAAAAAUCACAUUGGUCAAGGACCCUAUGAAUGUAAGGAGUGUGGCAAAGGUCUGAGUUCCAACACUGCCUUGACCCAGCACCAGAGGAUCCACACGGGGGAGAAGCCCUACACAUGUAAGGAGUGUGGCAAGGCUUUCCGUCGGAGCGCCGCCUACCUGCAGCACCACAGGCUACACACGGGGGAGAAACUCUAUAAAUGUAAGGAGUGUUGGAAAGGCUUUGGGUGUAGGUCACUUUUUAUCGUCCACCAACGCAUCCACACUGGGGAGAAACCCUACCAGUGUAAGGAGUGUGGGAAGGCGUUCAGCCAGAAGAUCGCCUGCAUUCAGCAUCAGAGAGUUCACACCGGAGAGAAGCCCUAUGAGUGUAAGGUGUGUGGGAAAGCCUUCAAGUGGUACGGCAGCUUUGUUCAGCAUCAGAAAGUGCACCCCGUGGAGAAGAAGCCCAUCAAGGCUCUCGGGCCGCCCCUGCUGCGUCCCCAGGGCCCAUCUGCACCGUUAGCUCCCGGGUGUCUCCAGGGCCCUGGCUCUGCUCCUGCUGUGGCCGUGGCCUUGCCACACGCCGUCCUCAUUCCUGCCUCCGGGCCCGUGUUCAUGCUGCUGCCCGCCUCUGGGGUUCUUUCGUCCCCUGUCCAAGUAGUUCGUGUCUUCCAGGGUCUUCCUCCCGCUGUGAAGCCUUCCCCAGUUAUUCUGACCUCUUCUCCUCACCCUCCGUGA